Molecule: messenger RNA, 252 nt
Organism: Hibiscus syriacus
Lineage: Eukaryota; Viridiplantae; Streptophyta; Magnoliopsida; Malvales; Malvaceae
Product: protein RADIALIS-like 3
Exons: 1
Coding region: 1-252 (83 amino acids)
Molecular function (GO): DNA-binding transcription factor activity
Source: RefSeq, a predicted model, not a curated record
AUGACAUCCAAUUCUCUCACUUCCUCACGUAACUCUAGCUCCUCCUGGACACCUAAGCAAAACAAAAUGUUUGAGAAGGCUCUGGCUAAAUAUGACCAGGACACUCCAGACCGCUGGAUUAAUAUUGCUAAGGCUGUGGGUGGAAAGUCUGCUGAGGAAGUCAAGCAGCACUAUGAGAUCCUAGUCAGGGAUGUCAAAGACAUCGAGUCUGGCCGGUACCCUUAUCCAUAUCCAAGUGGGAGCAGCAACUGA